AUGGCCAAUCCAGCCUGCUUCAAAUACCUGGAAGACAUUCACACUUCUAAAUGGUCUCGCACUUACUUCCUUGGCAACAGGUACAAUCUCAUGACCAGCAACGUUGCAGAGCAGCUGAACAAUGCAAUCUCAAAAUCCAGAGCUUCCCCCAUUGUUGAGAUGUUCAUGUUCAUACAGCGAAUGCUUACCCGCUGGUUUUCAGCUAUGAGGACUAAAUCAUCAAAACAUAGGGGAUUUUACACACCAGAGGUUGAUAAGGUCAUUCAGACUCACAUCAAACUUACUAAAGGCAGCAAAAUCUCCCCAUCUAAGGAAUGGAGCUUUUCUAUAAGGGGGAUUUUUGGCCAUGGCAACACUGUCCACCUGGAUACUAAGGCAUGCACAUGUCAGGUAUUCCAGAAGCUGAAAAUACCUUGCGGUCACGGACUCAUGGCGGCAGACUCAGUUGGACUUUCCUACCUGGCUUAA
Messenger RNA from Raphanus sativus (radish), 468 nucleotides. RefSeq lists its product as uncharacterized. The record is from RefSeq and is a predicted model, not a curated record. The transcript has a single exon. NCBI's taxonomy places the organism in Eukaryota, Viridiplantae, Streptophyta, Magnoliopsida, Brassicales, Brassicaceae. Gene Ontology annotation, molecular function: zinc ion binding. The coding region runs from base 1 to 468 and encodes 155 amino acids.